AUGGAGCUGGCUCAAUCGAAGGCGGUCAUCUCGACCUACGGAAAACUCGAUGACAUAGCGGUAGGCUCCAACGCUGUCGAUAUCGGGUCGUUCUCUAACGCUAGCAUCGGUCGAGCUUUGAGAGUUGACGGUGGAUACGUAAUAGAGAACCCAGGCGGACCCUUAGGUGCUAGCAGAACACCGUCCGGUCUUUUGCAAUACACGUACCCUGAGAGUCGGCCAGACUUCGGUAUCGUCAGCUCUGUCAAUGCAGGUUUCUAUAACGCAUCCACGAACACCCCCAACACUGUCGCCUUCACUUGCGCUACUGGUAACUGUACCUGGCCAGCCUUCGUUUCGGCUGCUGUGUGCAGCUCUUGCAAGGAUGUCUCUGAUACGCUCGUUUUCAAUGGGUCGCAAGGAUCGAAUGGGUCGACUAUACCGGGCGCCACAAAUGUUCAUUUUGAAGGACCGUACCCCGUUUUCUCCCUACCAGAGACUGAGAUCAAGAACUUCAACGGCUUGUCGAAAGUAGACGACAACGAUUGGUAUAAGUAUACUAGCGGCGGUGGAACAGGGACUCCCCUAACCUUUAUGACGGUAAAGACUGGGUCUACUGCGCGCCAAACUCUGAAACAUUCUGAUUUGCAAACUCUGAUGAUGAGCUUCAAAAUAAUCAAAGCUGCUGAUGACUGGGUCAAAUCGAAAGUACCAUGGGAGUCGUCACAUCCUGUCGCAACAGAAUGCGCGUUGUAUUUCUGCUCGAACAUCUAUCAAGCCAGUAGUAAGAACGGUCUAGUCCAAGAGAACGUCAUCGGGUCUUGGGCUGUGCGAGACCCUGACUCACACAAGAUAUAUGAAUCCAUCGGAUCUCUGGAUGCGGAAGACGAAAAGUACAUUGAUAGCACCGGGUACGACCUAUACAAUCCUACCAUAGAUUUCCCGCGACACGACCUUCGGCUUCUCAUCCCUCCCCAACAGGCAGGCGGCUUCUCUCCAAUGGCGGCACAAGAGGUCAACAUAUCUCACGCGCUUCUCCGAAGUACUAUCGACUAUCUCCACGUCUUCACGAGCUAUGCUGCAAAGUUCAAUGGCGACCCACCACCCUCUGUGAUCGCCUUUCCAGAUAGAGCCGCACCGGCUUUCGUUGACGCGUUAUGA
This is a messenger RNA of Alternaria arbusti, 1140 nucleotides long. RefSeq lists its product as uncharacterized. NCBI's taxonomy places the organism in Eukaryota, Fungi, Ascomycota, Dothideomycetes, Pleosporales, Pleosporaceae. The transcript has 3 exons. The record is from RefSeq and is a predicted model, not a curated record. Bases 1 to 1140 code for a protein of 379 amino acids.